GUGGCGGCUGCUGGGGCUUUUUUAGAACGGAAAACAUCCAGGAAUUGUUAAUAUGCAGCGGCUCGCUGAGCGGAGCAGCUCGGGAGGAGUGAUUGAUUUAAAUUACAUUCAGGACGGUGACAUUUUUUUAAUUAAUUUCAAAUAAAUAAAUAAAUAAAAAUACUAAACCAUGCCCGAGUGUGGCGCGUGCCGCGCUGCGUGGAGCGGGGACUGCAGGGUGAAGAGCGGCCGCGGUCAGAGAUUCUGCUGCUUCUGCUUCUGAUUCCUCUUCUCUCUUCAGCCCGCCGCGGAUGAUUUCGCACCGAGACCUGCUGAAGGAGAGCGUCGACAAAUCGCAAGGAUGAAAUUCACCGAGCAUUUGGCGGCUCAUAUCACUCCGGAGUGGAGGAAACAGUACAUCCAGUAUGAGGCUUUUAAGGAGAUGCUGUACUCCGCCCAGGACCAGGCUCCAUCCAUUGAGGUCACGGAUGAAGACACGGUUAAGAGAUACUACGCCAAGUUCGAGGAGAAGUUCUUCCAAACAUGCGAGAAGGAGCUGGCCAAAAUCAACACGUUUUAUUCAGAGAAACUGGCCGAGGCUCAGAGGCGCUUCGCCACGUUGCAGAACGAGCUGCAGUCGUCUCUGGAUGCCCAGCGCGAAAGCAGCCGUGCCCCCGGCUUGCGGCCUCGCCGCCGCACCGUCUUCCACCUGUCCCAGCAGGAGCGCUGCAAACACCGCAACAUCAAGGACCUGCAGCUGGCCUUCAGCGAGUUCUACCUCAGCCUCAUCCUGCUGCAGAACUACCAGAACCUGAACUUCACCGGUUUCCGGAAGAUUCUGAAGAAGCAUGAUAAGAUCUUUGAGACGGCGCGAGGAGCCGACUGGCGGGUCACUCACGUCGAGGUGGCGCCCUUCUACACCUGCAAGAAGAUCACUCAGCUCAUUUCUGAGACCGAGGCACUGGUUACCACUGAAUUGGAAGGCGGCGACAGACAGAAAGCCAUGAAAAGGCUUCGAGUGCCUCCCUUAGGUGCAGCACAGCCUGCGCCGGCAUGGACCACUUUCCGAGUCGGACUUUACUGUGGAGUCUUUAUUGUGUUAAUGGUCACCAUUUGCAUCACAGGCAUAGCGAAAGCAUUCCGAGCUUCCGAAAGCUCCCAGGAGAUCGUGUGGCCGCUGGUGCGGAUCUACCGUGGCGGCUUCCUGCUCGUCGAGUUCCUCUUCCUGUUGGGCAUCAACACGUACGGCUGGAGGCAAGCGGGCGUCAAUCACGUGCUCAUCUUUGAGCUGAACCCUCGCAACAACCUCUCGCACCAGCACCUCUUCGAGAUCGCAGGCUUUCUCAGCAUGCUGUGGUGCGUCAGCAUUUUGUCCUGCCUGUUCUCAGAUUCUUUACGUAUCCCGAUUCACGCUUGUCCUCUGGCGCUAUACGGCUUCUUCCUGCUUUUCCUCAUCAACCCCCUCAAGACGUGCUACUACAAAUCCCGCUUCUGGCUCCUCAAGCUGCUGUUCCGAGUGGUCACCGCUCCAUUCCACAGAGUGGGCUUCGCUGAUUUCUGGCUGGCCGAUCAGCUCAACUCGCUGGUGGUUGUCCUCAUGGACCUGGAGUACCUGAUCUGCUUCUACAGCCUGGAGCUGAACUGGCUGAACUCCAGUAAGCGCGUGAUGAGUAACAACACAUGCAACACGUAUUCGUACGGCGUGCGAGCCGUCAUCCAGUGUCUGCCAGCCUGGUUCCGCUUCGUGCAGUGCCUGAGGCGCUACAGAGACACGAAGCGUGCUUUCCCUCACUUGGUUAACGCCGGCAAAUACUCCACCACCUUCUUUGUAGUGACUUUUGCAGCACUCUACAAGACGCACAAAAAGGAAAACCCUUCCGAUGCAAACAUUUUCUUCUACCUGCUGAUCGCCUGCUCAAUAAUUAACUCCUGUUACACGCUCAUCUGGGACCUGAAGAUGGACUGGGGUCUGUUCGACCGUAACGCUGGGGAGAACGCGCUUCUCCGCGAGGAGAUCGUAUACCCACAGAAAGCCUACUAUUAUUGUGCCAUAUUAGAAGAUGUGAUCUUGCGCUUUGCCUGGACCAUUCCUCUGUCAUUUGGGGUGCUGACUUCAUACCCCUUUAUUUCCGACAUUUUGGCCACAGUUCUCGCACCACUGGAGGUCUUCAGACGCUUCGUGUGGAACUUCUUCCGUCUUGAGAACGAGCACCUGAACAACUGCGGUGAGUUCCGAGCGGUGCGAGACAUCUCCGUGGCUCCGUUGAACGCCGACGAUCAGACGCUGCUGGAGCAGAUGAUGGACCAGGAGGACGGCGUCAGGAACCGGCAGGGCAAGAAGAGCUGGAAGAGGAGCUACAGCAUGUCGCUGAGACGACCUCGCCUCGCCUCGCAAUCAAAAAUGCGAGACACCAAAGUCCUGAUCGAGGACACAGACGAUGACACCUGACCUCCGCUCUCGACAGGGGCUGAGUCAUACCCUUGAAAUGGACCACGGUCUUUUCAGGGGCCCCAAGCCUUCCAAGACUCUCCAAUCAGUCCAUCACAAAGCUGCCUGUCUACACGCAUCCAAACUCAAACCUGACACUUGAUACACAAACCUGAUUUCCUCACUAGCACAGGAUCAGCCACUCGAUUAGUUACUGUAUUCUUCUCAGUUUCAUCAUUUAUUGCCUUGAUUCUUUUCAGAAACCAAUCUCGUCACAAAAAAAAAAAACCUGUCAGAUCUUGUGUAAUUAUAUUCACGUACAACAGGGAUCAAAAAUAAGACUCUCCAGAAAUGGACAAUAUUAAGACUCGGUGUGGUUAAACCCGACAUGUCUGUGUAUGUAGUGUUGUUCAUGUAGCAGUCCCCUUAGAUGUGUUAGUUACCAUCUGUGGAUACAUUUUUUUUUUUACUUUUUAAGAAUGUACUUUAUUUAUAUGAAGGAAAGCUGCCUUGCUCAAUUCAGUGAAAGUAGUGUUUUAGAGAUGAAAAGGUGGCGUUGGAUUCCAUGAUCUCUGCCCCAAAAACGGACCGUGAUUGGUAGAUGUGCUUCGAAACCCUCAGGUGGCUUUGAUCAGAUUAUAAUUCACACACCAGUAAUGCAGGUGUGACUUAAAAAAAACAA
This is a messenger RNA of Neoarius graeffei (lesser salmon catfish), 3089 nucleotides long. It is a transcript of the gene xpr1b, whose product is annotated as xenotropic and polytropic retrovirus receptor 1b. Gene Ontology annotation, biological process: cellular response to phosphate starvation; phosphate ion transport. Gene Ontology annotation, cellular component: Golgi apparatus; plasma membrane; cytoplasm. The coding region runs from base 341 to 2428 and encodes 695 amino acids. The record is from RefSeq and is a predicted model, not a curated record. Gene Ontology annotation, molecular function: inositol hexakisphosphate binding. The transcript is spliced from 15 exons. Lineage: Eukaryota; Metazoa; Chordata; Actinopteri; Siluriformes; Ariidae.